CUGGUAGGACUUCCCCUUUCCAUCUUGGAAGUUCCUUUUUCACUUCGGCUGUUGUGGAGCUUUCCAAAUGAAGAAGUACUGAAAGAACAAAGACCUCCUAAUAUGACACCUCACGGGAGGGAGAGUUAGAAAAUCCUUGCUUUAGCCGUGCUUUCAUUUGUAACCUGUUCUCCAAAAGAAAUGCAAAUCCCUUUCCACCGGUUACACCCGUAAGCUUUGAAAAGGACUCUUCAGAAUACAAAUGACAUCAGAGGUCACCUAUGCUGAAGUGAGGUUCAAGAACGGGCCUUCAUCUGCUGAACCCAAAGCACCUCCAGGAAGCGAAACACCACCGCUUAGUAGAUUCCAGAAAUGCAAGCCCUGGUUUCCGUGGGUGGUGUCAGGGUUUUUUAUGUUGCUCUCCGCCAUACUUCUCGUUGUCAUCAUUGUUAUUCUCAAAGGAAGUCCAAAGAAAGGAUCCAUCAAAAGCCAGUUUCAGAAAUCAACAGCAUGGAAUUGCCUCCUGAAGAGACCUGAAGGAAAAGAACCGCAGCUGUCAUGCUGCAUGGGGGGCCUAGAGCAAUUUGGAUCCAGCUGCUACCAUUUCUCCAAAGACACAAGGACCUGGAACAAGAGCAGGGAAGAAUGCAUGGAGAAGGGCUUCGACUUGGUGAUUAUAAAUUCAGACGCUGAGCAGGGUUUCCUUACAAACCAUACCCAGAACAGUCAAGUGGAAAAUUUUUGUAUCGGUCUCACAGAUCAGAAGGGAACAAAUCAAUGGCAUUGGGUGGAUGAGACUCCUCUUGACCCCAUGCUAGCGUUCUGGAGAAGCAAGGAACCUAGUAAUGAUGAUGAAAACUGUGUUGUCAUGCAUAUAGGUAAAGGAAAAGGCAACGAGAUGAAGAAUAACUGGAAUGAUGUCCGGUGUUCAGUGGACGAGCAUCAUUACGUUUGUGAAACAAAUACAGUAUUUUUUUCCAUUUAAAGGGUGAUCUAGAGCCAAAAGAACACUUCAAAAUAUUAAGCAUGGGCCCCCUGACUGGGCAGACUGAAUCCAUUCUGAGCAUGGGCUCCACAUGAGAAAGGUGUGCAUUCUCAUUCCACAACUGUGCUCCGAAAGAAAUGUAAUGUGUAGAAAUUUUCAAAUGAAAGGAAGAAUCCAAAGUUCAGUAGAAAAUGAUUAUUAUGUAGCCGUAGCAUGUAGCUCCAGCCCUAACCACAUCUCCUCAGAAGUAAGUUCCAUUGAAUUCAAUGAGAUUUACCCCUAGGUAAGUGGGGUUAGGAUUACAGAGUAGGAGUCAUUCCUGCAGCAGAAUUAAUUCUCAGAGCGUGAGGUUCUCAAAGUGCUCUCUCUGGCACCAUGCCAGAUAUCAAGGUGUUGAGAUAUUUCAGCAGGAGCAGCAAGAUUGUCAGCAAGGUUUCAAACUCCACUUUUGUAUAUACACCACCCCAAUCUCUG
This is a messenger RNA of Lacerta agilis (Sand lizard), 1438 nucleotides long. It is a transcript of the gene CLEC4A, whose product is annotated as C-type lectin domain family 4 member A. NCBI's taxonomy places the organism in Eukaryota, Metazoa, Chordata, Lepidosauria, Squamata, Lacertidae. The record is from RefSeq and is a predicted model, not a curated record. Bases 242 to 964 code for a protein of 240 amino acids. The transcript has 6 exons.